CAAACACAGGCCACAGUUUGCUGCAGCAUCACUGAGGCCUCGGUCCGCUUUAAUGAUCAACUGAUCAGUUUGAAAGGUUUUCUCCCAACAGGCUAAUUUAACCGUCAGAGACAUGAGCUCUGAGCUGUUAGUGUCACGUCCUCACUGUGACAGCAGGGCUGUGGCUGUGGGGCUCCCGGAGAAGGAGCCUCCUGUGAGGGACUGGCAGCCGUCCUCCGGCUCCGCCACAGCUGGGUACCGCUCUGCGAAAUACACCCCGGGCGAGUGGUUCUCCAACUACCACAGCAUCCUGCAACAGGCCGGCACCGACCGCCUCCAGGCCCGGAGCGUCCAGCGAGAGUCCAGGAGUCUGCACCAGGACACCGAGGCGGCCACGCUGCACACCCAGGCCGAGGGGACGCGUCUGCUGGGGGAGAGACUACAAGACCUCCACCACUGGAGGUCCGAGCUGCAGCGGCACAUCGAGCAGCUGCAGGCCGACAACCAGUCACUGGUGGCGGUGAAGACGCGGCUGGAGAAGGCGCUGGACGCCUCCGAGACUCCGUACGUCAUCUCCACCGAUAACCUGACCUGCAGGACGAGGAGACUGGGCCCAGACCUGGUCCGAGACUCUGUGGAGGAGCAGCUGUUAAAGGAAGUGGACCUGAUCAGGAGCGUCCAGGCUCUUCUGAAGAGAACCACAGCUCAGGUUGUGACUCAGAUCAAGAGGAACAAAGAGGCCAAGCAGACCUUAGAGUUGGACUGGUCUGAUAAGUACGAGGCCUACAACUUGGACGACCACUGUGGAAGAUACAGUAACAUGAGUCCGGAUACAAAGCACCACCCCAGCUCAGCCACCGUGCAGGACCAGGUGUGUAACCAUGCAGCGUGGUCUAAGUUCACACAGGACAACCUGAGCAAAGCCUUGCAGGAGGAACAGGCCUCGAGCAGCCUCAGAAAGCUGGUGGAGCGAGUGCUGCUGGACACCACUGAGGAUCUGAGGGUCCAGUGCUCCACUGUGGACCGAGCCUUCAGCCAGCGCUGUGUGGAGCUGAAUGAGGCCAAGAACCAGCAGGAGAUGAAGCUCGCAGAGGUCCUGGAGCAGAUCGGGGCUCAGGAGAGGAACAUCGUUGCUCUACAACAGGCCAUCCACAACAAAGAGGCUCCACUGAGAGUUGCUCAGUCCAGACUCUACGUCCGCUCCCUCAGACCCCACAUGGAGCUCUGCAGGGACGAACCUCAGCUCAGUUUGGAAGGGGAGGCGAGGCAGAUUGAUGCCACUGUGGCGUCUCUGCACCAGCAGCUGAGCGAGGCCAGAGGCUCCCUGUCCCAGCUGGAGGAGUCUCGCAUGGCCCUCGAGAAGGACAUGAACUGCAAAACCCACUCGCUGUUCAUCGAGAGGGACAAGUGCAUGACUCAGCGUAAACGAUACCCAACAGUCUCCACACUGUCAGGAUACUGAAGACGAUGACCACUCAGUAUUAGCUGAAAAACAUGUUUUUCUGUUGUGUUUUAUUGUUCUGCUUUGUUGUUAGCAUCAACAAAAUAUUAUUUGAUUAAAAAAAAAAAAGGAAAUUUAAUAGUAUCGCACAUAUUUUGAUUAUAUUUUGGGGUUAGGGUUAGGGUUUCCCAUUUCCAUAAAUAUUCUACAUAAAAUUGCUACAUCACUUCAUAUGCAUCCAUCAGUGUAAUGCAGAAAAUAAAACUCACCAUGUUAUUCUAUUGUUUUUUUAUCCAGUCACAUUUACAAAAGUAUCAUAUACAUUGCUCAUCAACAGUUAGUCAUGAAUGUAACAGUCUAAAAGUGAUGAAUAUCCUCAGUGAGUUGGAGCGUUGGACCACAGUUGUACCAGAAUGUGUUGGUUCUCUGAUUAUAGCAAUAAAAAAGAAUCCUUUUGACCAUAA
Messenger RNA from Hippoglossus stenolepis (Pacific halibut), 1884 nucleotides. RefSeq names its product tektin 4 (gene tekt4). Gene Ontology annotation, biological process: cilium assembly; cilium movement involved in cell motility. Lineage: Eukaryota; Metazoa; Chordata; Actinopteri; Pleuronectiformes; Pleuronectidae. Gene Ontology annotation, cellular component: nucleus; microtubule cytoskeleton; sperm flagellum. The coding region runs from base 113 to 1441 and encodes 442 amino acids. The transcript is spliced from 7 exons. The record is from RefSeq and is a predicted model, not a curated record.